This is a messenger RNA of Durotheca rogersii, 2196 nucleotides long. RefSeq names its product nucleotide-diphospho-sugar transferase. The record is from RefSeq and is a predicted model, not a curated record. Gene Ontology annotation, cellular component: eukaryotic translation initiation factor 2B complex. NCBI's taxonomy places the organism in Eukaryota, Fungi, Ascomycota, Sordariomycetes, Xylariales, Xylariaceae. The transcript is spliced from 3 exons. The coding region runs from base 1 to 2196 and encodes 731 amino acids. Gene Ontology annotation, molecular function: guanyl-nucleotide exchange factor activity; translation initiation factor binding; translation initiation factor activity.
AUGUCGCAAAGCAAGUCUGCCCGCGGCAGCGCUGCUGGGAAAGGCAAGAAGGCCGGCAAGCCAAGCGCGGAGGAGAAGAGAGAAGACACUCUCCAGGCCGUGCUCAUAGCCGAUUCCUUCCAGACACGAUUUCACCCAUUCUCUCUGGAGAAGCCAAGAUGUCUCCUGCCCCUUGCGAAUACGCCCCUUAUCGAAUACACCCUCGAGUUUCUUGCCAUGAACGGUGUCCAGGAAGUAUUUAUAUACUGCGGCGCCCACCAUGACCAGAUCGAGCGAUAUAUCCACGACUCAAGGUGGUCCCCUGCCCUCAGAUCGUGUCCUUUUUCGAGCCUCGAAUUCAUCCGUGUUGCCGACGCUAGGUCUAUCGGCGACUUCCUCCGAGACCUGGAUAAACGCAAUAUCAUCGGGGGCGACUUCAUACUGGUACAUGGAGAUUUGGUUUCUAACAUUUUGCUUGACGGCGCUUUGGCUGCGCAUAGGGCGCGCCGGGGAGCAAAUCGAGACUCAUGCAUGACCAUGGUGCUACGUGAGGCCGGUGAAGGUCAACACAACACCAAGACGAAGGGGAUAACGCCGGCCUUCAUUGUCGAUCCCAAGGCCAACAGAUGCCUGCAUUACGAAGAAAUACAUCCGCUACAGACAGAUCGCUACGUCACCCUCGACCCCACCGUACUCGAGAGCCGCGAGGCCGAGGCGCGGACAGACCUGAUCGAUGCCGAGAUCGAUAUAUGCACGCCGGACGUGCUCGCCUUAUGGUCUGAGAGUUUCGACUACGAACUCCCGCGAGCCAACUUCCUGCAUGGCGUGCUCAAGGACUGGGAGCUCAAUGGAAAGAUGAUACAUACCGAGAUCGUUAGUGAGGGGUAUGGCGCGCGUGUCAGGAACCUUCAGAUGUACGACGCUGUUAGUCGGGACGUCCUGAGAGGCUGGACCUAUCCCUUCACACCCGAAUGCAAUCUCGUGAAGGGGCAGACUUACCAGCUCCAGGGCGAUAACGUCUACCAGGAAGACGACGUAGAACGGGGAUCGGGAAGCCAGGUGCUCGACUCCAUCCUGGGAAAAGAGACACAUGUUGGAGCAGGGAGCACGGUGAGAAAUAGUGUCAUCGGCCGAAAUUGUGUUAUUGGCAAAGAUGUGCGGAUUAUCGACAGUUUCAUAUGGGACGACGCGACGAUUGACGAUGGUGCCGUGGUGGAGCAUGCGAUUAUUGCCGAAAGGGUGACGGUGGGCAAAGGAGCCUUCGUCCACGAAGGCUGUCUUGUGUCUUACGGGGUUCGUUUAAGCGAUAAGACAAACGUACAGCCUGCCACGAUACUAUCCCUCCUCUCUCGCACCGGGGAACCUGUAUCGUCGCAACCUGAGUUCGUCGGCCCCGAAGGCAAGGGGGCACUCUUCCAGUGCUCGGAAGAUGAUGAGACAGGUCCAUAUGACCCGUCAACCUUGCAGAAAUCGCUUGUUUACUCCCUCGAAGAUCUCGACUUAUCUGACUCUUCUGUCUCGACUCUUGAGGGCGAUGACUACAUGUCCGACGAUGGGACCGGCCCAAUCUCGCCAACUGCUAGCCACCCAAACUCAAGAUCACGACUUUCUUCGUUCGCCUCGGACGAUUCAGGCGCACCGAAUUUCUCGUCGUUCCAUUCCGAUGCUGUCCAUGGCUUACUAGAUGUCCUCCGGGGUACCUCGGGCAACUUCGAAUCCGAGAAGCUGGAGUUUACGUCCUUGCGACUUGCUAAUAACGCAUCCGAUGCAGCGAUGCGAAAAGCCGUUGCAACGGCCUUCGUCCGCCGCGCCGUCGAGCUUAUGAAUUCGGAUGGUGACAACCUCGAACCCGCCAGAGCGGCAAAGCAAGUGCUCACAUCACGGGAGGGUGCCUCAAGCUUCGUAUCGGAAGUUGGCGUUGGUGACGAAUCCGUCUCGGAGCAGGUCGAGUUUGCGAUCGCUGUGCAGAGAGCAUGUGCAAAUAGCGCCAAGGUGAUCGAGCCUGCGAAAGCCGGGAAUCUCCUCGUAGCUAUGCUGCAACAGAUGUACGACCUCGACAUUCUCGAAGAGGAGGGCAUUCUAGGUUGGUGGGGGGAUGAUAGGGGGAAGGAAGAGGGUCUGAUGUCGGCGAUCCGACUUAAGAGCCAGGCACUCGUCGAGUGGCUUGAAAAUGCCGAUGAGGAGGAGAGCGACGAAGAUGACGAGGACGACGAGUGA